UAGGAGGUGAAAGCCAGCGCAGACAGGCGGGUAGACGGACCGUGGUGGUGGUUGUGACUUGUGGCGCUUAGCUCUUGAGUUCAGCACUCAACAGUGUCCGUGCGGUAGUGAAAGGUGCUAUGUCGCGGUACGGAGUGAACGUUGUCCGAACCAUGACCGCGUACGCGCGAUUUUUUCUUUUAUGUGCCAUAUUUGUGAAUGUACAAUGCCAAAAAGAUAAAGAAGCCGAAGAAUUUGUCUGCCCAGAAGGCACACAGGGUAAUGGGAACUUUGCAGACCCAGCGACAUGUAGGAGGUUUUAUCAAUGUGUAGACGGAUAUCCAUAUUUAAAUAGAUGUCCGUCAGGUCUUUAUUUCGAUGACAUCAGCAAAUAUUGUACUUUUAAAGCUGAGGCAAGAUGUGGACCUAUUGCAACAACACCAGCUCCAAUAACGGAGGCACCAACGGAUCUGGCAACGAAAUGCGACCCGGCGGAAUGUCAGUUGCCAUAUUGUUUUUGUUCAAAAGACGGUACACUCAUUCCCGGCGGUCUCGACCCGGAGGAUACGCCACAAAUGAUAAUAUUAACAUUUGACGGUGCGGUCAAUUUGAAUAAUUUCGACUUAUACAAGAAAGUUUUCAACGGGAAGUUGCGCAAUCCCAACGGCUGCCCGAUCCGAGGCACUUUCUUCUUAUCGCACGAAUACAGUAAUUAUGUCAUGGUUCAAAAAUUGGCUCACGAUGGUCACGAGAUAGCGACAGGUACGAUAUCGCAACAACAGGGCCUGCAGGACAAAGGCUACGAAGAAUGGGCGGGAGAAAUGAUCGGAAUGCGUGAAAUUCUGCGCAAGUUUGCGAACAUAUCGCGCUCGGAGAUCGUUGGCACGCGGGCGCCUUUCCUCAAGCCCGGCAGGAAUACGCAGUUCAAGGUAUUAGAAGACUUCGGCUAUAUCUACGACAGUUCAGUGGGAGUGCCGCCUCUGCCCAUCCCAGUGUGGCCUUACACCCUCGAUUACAAGAUUCCACAUGAAUGCAAAUCUGGAACAUGCCCGACUAAAUCAUUCCCCGGUUUAUGGGAAGUACCUUUUAACGCGCAUUAUGUGGAAACUUAUGAGGGAGGCCAUUGCCCGUAUUUAGACCAGUGUGUGCUACAUAACCAUGAUUCAGAUGAUGUACUAGAAUGGCUUCAAGAGGACUUCAGCCGGUAUUACGAGCAAAACCGAGCGCCAUACAUGAUGCCUUUCCACACUAAUUGGUUCCAAAUUAAGGAAUUGGAACGAGGCCUCCAUAAGUUCUUACGAUGGGUGUCUGAAUUGAAGGACGUAUACUUCGUGACGGUGACGCAGGCGCUCACGUGGAUGACGGAGCCGCGUUCCGUGAAAUUGCUGAGCAAUUACGACGCGUGGAGAUGCGACAAGAAAGACCUCCCGCUGCCGGCGUGUAACUUGCCCAACAAGUGCGCGCUGUCCUUCAAACACCCCGACACGAAUUUCACGGACACGCGCUACAUGGAGACGUGCGUGGAGUGUCCCAAUCAAUAUCCGUGGUUGGGUGACUCGGGCGGAACGGGUAUUCCCGGCAAGGACAAUUACAUACCCGAUAAUCUCAGAAAAUGAUGUAAUUUAUUGCAACGAUGACUUACAGAUGACGGACAUUAGAGUUACCUAAUAUCUACAAUGACAAAA
Molecule: messenger RNA, 1664 nt
Organism: Zerene cesonia (dogface butterfly)
Lineage: Eukaryota; Metazoa; Arthropoda; Insecta; Lepidoptera; Pieridae
Gene: Cda4
Product: chitin deacetylase 1
Exons: 12
Coding region: 120-1595 (491 amino acids)
Biological process (GO): carbohydrate metabolic process
Cellular component (GO): extracellular region
Molecular function (GO): chitin binding
Source: RefSeq, a predicted model, not a curated record